AUGGAGGGGCGCCAAAGCCUUCAUAGUGGCGUCCUCGCAUGUGCGUGUGUGUGUUGCCUGUGUGUGUAUGGGUCUGUAUGGCUUGGGAUAGGCUGUUAUCGAGAAGGCCUGGCUGAGGUUCCUCGAAAGAGAGAGGACACUGCUGGCAGAGCUGUAGCUCAGGUGCUAAGGAAUGAGGCAGCGUGCGUGGUGCAGAGCUAUUUCAGAGGGUAUUUGUUGAGAAGAGUUCUUCGGGAGGAGCUUGAGACCACCGUCAUUCGGUGGACCGACGCUCCCCUCGGGAAAAAGCAUGAGGCUGAAGUGAGUGUCUGCGAGCCGCCUCAUUGGAGGAAGAAGCUUUCCAUGCACUUUUGUCCUCUAAGGAAAGCAUAUACAUGCCCCGUGCAGAUUGUGAAGGGGCGGCUGCGGGUGCAGCUCUUGGUUGAUGGGCGCCCCUUUCCCCCGCACCGAAGCCUCAAAAAGACGGCAUCAGAGGACGAUACUCAUGGGGUAUUGCUGCUUCCAGGGGUUUCUUUAGGGCAGCGAAUCGCCCCCCGCUUUCCAUGGAGAGCUGCGAGGCACUGGUUACAGCAGCAGCGCCCGCCGCAGCAGCUGAAGCAGUUAGAAGGGCACCAGCGGAAAAACCAUGAGCACCAGCAAAGGAAGCAGCAGCUUGCCCAGGUGCGACAAGUCCAUCCAGCAACGGAACGAGACACACAGGCAUGGGUAGAAAGCGGCUCUCUAGGAGGCCCCCUCAGGAACCCCCGGCUGCCUGCAGGGGGCCUUUUGGGGACCUCUGAGGUGAAGGGAAUCUUCGGGAGAACGGCUGAUUGCUCUCCCGGGAGUCAUCGCUGGAGCUGUGACACUGAUACGCAGGAGGAACCCCCUUCGUCGGAUACGUCUUCCAGUCACGUGUGGCUUUGGAGCAACAGCAGCAACGGAGACGAGGAACUCUCUCCCUUGCAGAGGGGGCCCUCGUGGGCCUCCGGGUCUCAUCGCAGUAUGGGGCAGCAACGCCGCGUUCCAGUCAAGUGGAUGCAGCAGCAGCACCAGGAGCAAAAAGAGCAACAGGGGGGCGAGCAGGCACAGGGAGAGCAGGAGCGCCAUCAGCAACCAAAUAGUAAUCUGAGAGGACUGAGAACCCGUAAGAGCAUCAGCACUUUGGACUCUGAUGGGCACGAAUCUCCUUCCAGUGCCAACGAGAGCACGGGCGAGUCGGCAGCAGCCUUGGGAGAAGACCCUUCACGGUGGAAGCCGUCAGCAGAGCGUGAGCCGUUCGAUGCCCCCACGUUCCACACCACUUGCAUCCAAACAGCCUUAGGGCGAGACCGAGAAGGGGCGGAGUGGUGGGGGCCCAGAGAAGAAGAUUACCCUUGGAGCUCCUGGCCUUGGAGCCUUUCCGUGUCUCCCCAGACAAAGGCCUCAGAGGCACCACCCGUGGUAUCAGGAUUCCAAAGGGACUGUCGACACUUCUCGGGCUGGAGCAGUCUGGCUCCGUUCACUCCUGCUAGAGGAGCUCGCAAUUGUUCGAACGGCGGCAGUGGCGCCAUGCCCCCAAGUCACGCAUGGGCGUUGCAGGGGUCUCUAGGGCCCCCACGAAAGUGCAGAGAGGCCCUCAUGGAGAGCGCAGACCUGACGGGAGCAUUGCUCUGGGCCCGCAAGAGGAGUCACAGGCACCGGGUGCAAAUAGCGCUGCUGAAUGGCAAUGCAGCAACAUUGGUGGGUGCCGUAGCACCCUCUCCGAGUGCUGCAGGAGCUGCUGCAAGUGCUGCAUCAGGAGUAGUACAGACUGAGGCAGUAGCAUCUGCAGUAUCCGCAGCGUCGGAAGCGUUGUGA
Molecule: messenger RNA, 1815 nt
Organism: Cyclospora cayetanensis
Lineage: Eukaryota; Apicomplexa; Conoidasida; Eucoccidiorida; Eimeriidae
Exons: 8
Coding region: 1-1815 (604 amino acids)
Molecular function (GO): protein binding
Source: RefSeq, a predicted model, not a curated record